Anoplopoma fimbria (sablefish) is the source of this 1460-nucleotide messenger RNA. It is a transcript of the gene tm4sf4, whose product is annotated as transmembrane 4 L six family member 4. Bases 296 to 901 code for a protein of 201 amino acids. Gene Ontology annotation, cellular component: membrane. The record is from RefSeq and is a predicted model, not a curated record. The transcript has 5 exons. Lineage: Eukaryota; Metazoa; Chordata; Actinopteri; Perciformes; Anoplopomatidae.
CAGGGGGAUGUGGGCAAUAAAGGCUCAAAUAUUGCAUCAACCACAAUAGGCAGACAGGUUCACUCAGAAGAUUCAGUAAGGUGGACGGAGCUUUUUGAAGAAAGAACCAAGCUUUAGAGGUGUAAGGAGAACUUGUAUGCUGGUGUUGGAAAGCUGCAGUUUUCAUUUUUUCAUUUAAUAGCCAAGACAUCCUUGCUCGUCAGAUUCAGAAUCAACUGAAAGAAUUCCAUUAGUGGAAUUUUGAGACAAUUUAAGAGUUGUUACUUGUAGAGGAGGUUGAAGCAUCAGUGUCAAAAUGUGUUCAGGCGGCUUUGCCAAGUGUCUGGGGAUCAGUCUGAUGCCUCUGGCAAUAGUGUGUGUGCUGUGUAACAUCCUGCUCUUCUUCCCUGGUGGAAAAUCUGUGGAGAAGGACCAUAUCACAGAGCAGGUCUGGUACUUUGGAGGCAUUCUGGGAUCUGGAGUGUUGAUGAUCUUCCCUGCUCUGGUCUUCCUGGGUCUGAAGAACAAUGACUGCUGUGGUUGCUGUGGCAACGAAAGCUGUGGGCGGAGAUUUGCGAUGCUGAGUUCCAUACUGUUUGCAGCUGUGGGUGUUGUCGGGGCUGGUUACUCAGUUAUAGUUUCUGCUGUGGCCAUAAACCACGGACCUGAGUGUGUGAUUGACAUUAAAGGCGCAGACAAGCAAUGGGGCACUCCCUUCUCUAAUGGUAACUACCUGUCCAACAACAGUAUAUGGGAGACUUGCAUAGAGCCGGCUGGCGUGGUGUCCUGGCAUCUCUCUCUGUUCUCUGUGCUGCUGGUCAUGGGUUUAAUCCAGAUGGCACUAUGUGCUGUGCAGGUGGUGAACGGCCUGCUGGGAUGUCUGUGUGGUGACUGCUGUGGAGGGAGCGAUGGAGCCGUCUGAGAACUUCCUACAGCUGUGAGGGUCAGCAGGCGGCUUCUUCUUGUUUUUAUUCUGUUUCUAGAGGAUGACAGUAGUUUCUUGCUUCAUGCCAUAGCUCUAAGUUGUUGCAUAAGAGUUCAGCGAUUACAUUGUGUGUACUCACAACACUGGUAACAUGACAGAGCUCUAGUUUAAAGGGUUUCCUAUUUACUCUCUAGCAAACAUGAAUGACAGUAUCUUCUCAUUAUUAAAUCUGAAUGUGCAUUGUUGGCUCUAACACAUUUUCAACUCUAAUGUAUUUAAUGAUUUUCCUCCUGCUGCAUAUAUUUGAAUAUUUUUUUGCCCAGCUAAAUCAGUAAAUAAAUAUCCUAUUGUUGUAUGUAAAAUCAGAUGGGAGCACAAGACAGGAUGAAACCAAGCUAUUGUUUUAAAGGUUGUUUUUUUCUUAUCCAGUCAAACUUACAUAAAGGCAGCAACCUGUUGGAAAACAACCUUUUAGAAAAAUAGAUGCUGCAUGACUGCCCCCUGCUGGGCAUUAUGGUAUUGUAAGCACGAGUCCAAUAGUGGUUAAAAGGUCAUA